AUGCCUGCGCCGGCGGUGCCAGAGAUCACUGAAGACACCCUUCACGAAUCGAUUGAGGCCCGUACCGAGUCACUCGUCUCAUUGCGCGAGCUGGGCCCCCCGGAUCUCGUCCACCUUCUCAAGCAGAAUCGCAGCAAUCCAGGCCGACACAUUGGAGUUUACCAUCAUGUCACAGGCGUAGAUGCAUCGUCAUCGGCCAGUCUGGCUGCAUAUAUCAACACCCUCACCUACAACAAAGAGCAGGGCCCGACUGCUGGUAACAAAAUUACAGAGGGUAUUUAUUGUUGCUACAAUGCCUUCUCACGCCUGGAUAUGCGUGUCCACGUCACGAUCCCCGGAACUGUCGAGAGCUAUUGUGUCGACGAGCGGGGUGAGAAGCGCAAGGCGACCGAAGAGCUGUGGUUAGAGACCUACCUAUGCAGCGUGCUACGAGCCUACUCUUACGCCGACGAUGGAAGUGGCGAUACCAUACGUAAGAUUAUGGGUGUUCGUCGAUUCAACCCCGUUACGAAUACCGAGACCGAGCACAGAUUCUUAAGCGCCGCAGAACAUCUCUUCUUCAGAGGUUGGCAAGUCGGAUCCGAUUCCGUCGUUCAGGUGCCAAACAACGUGUCGAACCAUCUGACUGCAGGUCUUCUAAAGUAUUUUCAUACCACAGGACGCUUUGCCUCCGCUAUCAAUCUCUUUGAGAAGCUUCGAUCGCAGAACGUCGAGGUCUCCUCAUUGCUGUCGAGGGUGCUGUUCAUGGGCAACGAAGAGGUACAGGGCGUGCGCGUGCUCUAUGAAGCCCUCAAGGAGUCACCCAUGGACUAUGUCAUGUUGGAUACGCAAGCUGAAUUCCUGAUGAGGAAGGCAAUGGCAGCACCGACUGCAGAACAGAAAGAGGAGCGCUUGAACAUGGCUUUGGGUUGUGCUGAUCGAAGCACCAUUGCUGCACCCAGUGAGUUCGGAACGUGGGCAAGACUUGCGCAAAUCUAUGUCAUCAAGGAAGAUUGGGAGAAUGCUUUGACCAUUUUGAACUCUUGCCCAAUGUUUACCUAUCAGGACAAGGAUGCUCCGCUCAUGCCAGAGCCAAAGGACGUGUACCUGCCCACACUUCCCGAGACGCGCCUAGACGAAAUUGACAGCGAACCCGAAUCCCGCCAAUAUGAACAGGUAGACUCUAGUCUACUCAACCUUAGAGCGGCUGCGUACAAGGGAACCUUUAAACAAGCGUAUGCCAUCUUGACAGAGAUGACUGCCAAGAUUGGCUGGGAUCAGUUGCUCAAGAUUCGAAGCAACGUCUUCGUCAUGGAGGAUGAGUACAGAAGUGAAAGACAGGAGCCAUCAGCAGCACCUGCGGCACGGAACCCUAGUACGGAUGGGCUGCGCGGAUCCCCUGAACCAACCAAUGGUGAACACAGCGACGAGGAAGGAGAUGGCGAAGAGAAGCCCUCGAAAUCUGAUGCAGACUCUACUGCACCGACACUGACCAACGGAAAAGAGGCAUCCUCUGUUGAGAAGCCGGAACAUACAAUUGAUCCAGGUGAGGUGAAAGCCGACGCCAUUCAGUCAGAUUCCAACAAUACUGCAACGACCGAGGAGCACUUGUCUCGUCUCAACAACAAGCGUCUAUGUGAGCGCUGGUUGGAUAGCCUUUUCAUGGUCCUUUACGAGGACCUACGUGUUUACACCAUUUGGCGCACCCAGAUGGCGCAGUAUCGUGCCCAAUCGAUGCAAUACAAGAAGUCGGCGGAGGAAUGGGAAAUCCUUGGCUCUCUGGCAGAGCGUUUGCAACAUCACGACGAGGCAGUCGAGGCGUACCGUGCCUGCUUGUCCCUCCGGUUCAGCCCCAAGGCGCUGACGGGCAUUCUGCGUGUCUAUGAGAAGCAGAAGAACACCAGAGAAACAAUCGCUAGCGUCAUUCGCCUGGUCGCCUGGCAGUACCGAUGGUACAGCGAGUUUUCGCCCGAGCUCCUCUACACUAUCCGCACUCUGAUAGAAGACGAAGGUGCCGUGAAAGUUCGGAGCAUCAUUCAAGCAACGAGUCUCAGCCAAAGCGUCUUGGAUUUGACACAUCACUACGCUGCCUUGUGCCACACCUUCCGCAGCAGUGGUACUGAAGGCUGA
This is a messenger RNA of Pestalotiopsis fici W106-1, 2109 nucleotides long. RefSeq lists its product as uncharacterized. Gene Ontology annotation, molecular function: protein binding. NCBI's taxonomy places the organism in Eukaryota, Fungi, Ascomycota, Sordariomycetes, Amphisphaeriales, Sporocadaceae. Gene Ontology annotation, biological process: Golgi to plasma membrane transport. Gene Ontology annotation, cellular component: exomer complex. The coding region runs from base 1 to 2109 and encodes 702 amino acids. The transcript has 3 exons. The record is from RefSeq and is a predicted model, not a curated record.